GGCUGUUGCUGUAAAGAUCAUCACCAUGCAGUGGUAUGUGCAAGUACAAAUGCAAAAUCCCACCACUGUCUUCUACUGAUCUUUUGUAUCAUGCUCUCUGGUUUAAAUACAAAAUGGCUGCAAGCGGUCCCUGGAAUUCAUUGCCAGCCAGCUGUCAAGCUUAAUUUGGUUGUUCUGUGAAAUAUCUUGCAUAUAAGUAAAUAAAAAAAGGAGUAGGGCCCAUGAAAGGGCUGGCAUGUGGCACAUUCAUGUUAUUUAUAGGCUUUUCUGUGUUUCUGUAUCACCAUGGCAGCUAUGAACGUUGAUGCUGACAGUUGGAAAGAAAUGCCACAUAUGUGUUAAGAAAUCCAUGUGUAUGAAAUAAAGGGUGUUCUGGUGGAGCUGGGAGGCAAGGGUGUGUUAUCCUGCCAGGAGCACCCAGCCCCACAACAGCAAGAUGGGUGGGGAAAGGGACAUGGCAGAUACUAGCAGGUUUGUGGGCUGAUGACUUCCAAAGCCGUGUGUCCUGCUUUAUCCUGCCAUCUUAUUGGAAAAGUUGGGAAUAAAACCCAACUCCCAUUUUCUGUGUCUUCUGUGCUGGGACUGGCCCAAAGCUCUAUCCUUCCUUCCUCCAUAUGGAGUUUAUUCAUAGCCAGUUCAUUCUCAUCUGUUCUUGUUACAGCUCUGUCCUUUGGCUUAGAUACCUCUACUCCCUUGCUGGUGCUUACGGCCCUGCUGUGUUUGUCAAUGCUGAUCCUGUCUUGCCGGACUGGAUGGAGGGAUGUGCGUACAGCUGGAAGCAGCAGGAGCACAGCACAGCCCUCUGAGGAUAGGUGUGAAGGUGGUUCCCUGUGAAGACACAGUGGGAGCCCCCCAGAGGGAGGAGUGUGGGGUCUCACUGGGAAGAGGAGAGCUCCACUUCCUGCCUUGCCAGCCAGGUCUGCCUGCUACCCCAUCGCCUACCACGUUUCCAGGGAUCUGUACCAGGAUUUCAGGCUUGGAGCCUGGAGGUGCAUUAGUGCCAUAGGAUUGUUGGAGAGCUUGGCUAUGAUGGGGGACCUGCCGUGGAGGAGGGACAUCCCUCCAUGAGGUCCUGCAUGCCUGUGAGCCCUGGCUGCUGGUGGCAGUGGCUGGGCUGCUCAGCUAGCCUGAGUCUCGGGCAGAGCCACGGUGCUUGCAGAGCACAGCUUGCAAAAGGCAAAGAGCUGGGGUAGGGUCUGCAGGAGUAGCCCAGAGCCCCAGGAGAGACGGGCUGCCAGCUGAGCCACUGCUUCUCUGCGAACCUCUUCCUGGGGCUGGGGGACAGAGCUUGAUCUCCAGGCUCACUGCGGAUGUUCUCCUGUGCCCCGCUAGCAGGACUGCUCUCCUAGUGCUGGUGUGGAGGGAGGUCUACUCGUCCCACCAUGGUCCUGCCACCACCUGACAAGCGCCACGUCUGUCUGACCACCAUCGUCAUCAUGACUAGCAUGGCCUUCAUGGAUGCCUACGUGGUGGAGCAGAACCAGGGGCCCCGCAAGAUUGGUGUUUGCAUCAUUGUGCUGGUGGGGGACAUCUGCUUCCUCAUUGUGCUGCGGUAUGUGGCAGUGUGGGUUGGGGCAGAGGUGAAGACAGCCAAGCGGGGCUAUGCCAUGAUUCUCUGGUUCCUCUACAUCUUCGUCCUGGAGAUAAAACUCUACUUCAUCUUUCAGAAUUACAAAGCGGACAAGAAGAACUUGGAGACAGUGGCCAGGAAAGCCCUGACCCUGCUUCUCUCUAUUUGUGUGCCGGGGCUCUAUCUGGUGCUGGUGGCCUUGGAUAGCAUGGAGUACAUACGGACUUUUCGGAAGAAAGAGGACUUACGGGGGCGCCUCUUCUGGGUGGCCCUCGACCUGCUGGAUAUAUUGGAUAUCCAAGCCAACCUGUGGGAACCACACAGGACCGGCUUGCCCAUCUGGGCAGAGGGGCUUAUGUUCUUCUACUGCUACAUACUCCUCCUGAUCCUGCCUUGUGUGUCCCUCAGUGAGAUCAGCAUGCAAGGGGAGCACAUUGCGCCACAAAAAAUGAUGCUCUACCCUGUCCUCAGUCUGGUCACCAUUAACAUCGUUACCAUCUUCAUCCGGGCCAUCAAUAUGAUCUUGUUCCAGGACAGCAGGGUCUCUACCAUCUUUAUUGGCAAGAAUAUCAUCGCAAUUGCCACUAAGGCAUGCACCUUCCUCGAAUACAAGCGGCAGGUAAAGGAGUUCCCCCAGAAUGCCAUUGCACUGGAGCUCCAGCAGAACUCCCUCUCCCACAACCAGACCAUCCACAGCACACAGGGCAUCCCUCACGAGCCAUCACCCACCAGCGAGAUCCUUGACACAUGAGGGAUCACCCCCACCCAAGCAUUGGUUCAAGUGCCAAGUGGAAGAGGGAUGCUGCUCUCUUGCUGCAUGGGGUGAUUGCAACAGACAAAUCCCAGUGGCAAAGGCUCUUCUAGGCACAAAACACCAACCGUGUUUUAAUUGAGCUAUGGAGUGUCCCCUAGAUGUCUUCAUCUCAGGUACAAACCUAGGAGUCCUCCAAACAAACCAAAUGAACUUGCAAAGGACCUGAACCAGCUAACCCUCUCUCUCCCAAUUUCUUCCCUCCCAAGCAAAGAUCACAAAGGUUGUAAUGUCCCUUUUUACUCCUCAAGCACCUCACCUUUACUCCAAGCCUGGAACGAAGAUUUUGUUACUAGAGACUUUUUUAUUGAGUUGGGACAGGGGCAUAGGUGUAUGGU
Molecule: messenger RNA, 2719 nt
Organism: Cuculus canorus (common cuckoo)
Lineage: Eukaryota; Metazoa; Chordata; Aves; Cuculiformes; Cuculidae
Gene: TMEM121
Product: transmembrane protein 121
Exons: 2
Coding region: 1383-2321 (312 amino acids)
Source: RefSeq, a predicted model, not a curated record